Messenger RNA from Dictyostelium purpureum, 3210 nucleotides. RefSeq lists its product as uncharacterized. Lineage: Eukaryota; Evosea; Eumycetozoa; Dictyosteliales; Dictyosteliaceae. The transcript is spliced from 8 exons. The annotation marks the transcript as partial. The record is from RefSeq and is a predicted model, not a curated record.
GAUUUUUGCUCGCCCAAGUUACCAUACUUGGAAUGUGACACACAAAACAAUGUAGUUAAACUUGAUUUCGAAAAUUAUCCCCAAACAUCGAAUGAAAUUAUACAAAAUACUGAUAUAAGUUGUAUUGGGCCUAAAUUCAAAUGGAUGAGCACUAACAAUUGGAAUAUAGCCAAUAACUUUUUUGAUUUUGAAAAUCAUUUCGAAUACCCAAUUAAAUCAAAUGAGUUCUCUGUAACAUUAAAAUCAAGAGUUGAGGAACCUAUUUUACUAUCAAAACUUGCUCAGCCUUUGAAAAGUUUAUGUUAUUUUCUGAAUCAUCGACUAGAUCAAAAUAAAUAUAGUGUAUAUAUAAACAAUGAUCUUAUCAAUACUCCAAGUGACCCUCUUUCAUUCAUUCGAGCCUCGUUUGUUACAAGAAAUAUCCCGUCAAUGGCGAAUAUAAAAGGAACUAAUAUUAUAACAUAUUUUUUAGGGGAAGACUUUGAUCAUAAUUCUUUCAGCAAUUUAUCAACACACAACCAAAUUUCAAAAUUAAGUAUAGAAGGUGGUAACUACCCAAUGUUUCCAUUAUCUAUAUUAUUAAAUAUGGAAGGCCCAACAAGUGAUGAUAAUUCAUAUCUAUAUAGGUAUAAUAUUCAAUCACCAACAGAAUUUAUAGAUUUUUCAGGAAAAACCUCCAUCAGUUCAAUAUCUUUUGCUCCAGCUAGCGAUUUCCAUGUUAAAGGUGAAUUUCCUUUUUCAAAACUUCCAAAUGGAAUCCAAUUUUUUGAUUACAACAUUGGAAAUUUAAAAAAACUCCCAGACUAUAGAAUAUUUGAUUAUACAGAUAUUUAUUAUUUUUCAUGUUAUGCUCAUCCAUUAACACAAGAUUUACCAAAAUGGGAUGGCUCAAAAAAUAAUAUAACAACAUUAAUGUUAUCGCAAAAUUUACUAACUGGUACCAUUGACGAAUCAUAUUGUUCUGUUAUUUUAAUAGUAUACAGUAAUCUAUUGACAGGAUUAAUACCAGAAUGUUUUACAUGUCACUUUGCUAUUCCAAGUUUUAAAUCAUAUUUUUAUGGAAAUUCAUUUGAUAAUUACGAUACAAUAGGAACAUGCAAAACCAUUCCAAAAUUAAAAUACAAGAAUGAAACUAUACUUUUAAGAAGUAAAUAUAUAACCGCACCAAUAUUAUCACUAGUGGGCCAAAAUGUUGGAUAUUCGUCAGACGAUAUUCAAUCAAAUCCAUAUGUAGAUUUUUAUUAUUUAGAAAAAGCAAAUUCUAAAUUUUUCGCUCGUUCGUAUUCACUAAAUAGAAUUAUUCAUACAAUUAAAUUCGCAAGUACUGGUCAAGAAUUUACAUUAACUCCAGAUCCAUAUCCACCAUUAUUAUCAAAUAUAACAUCAAAUAAUCAUAUUUUAGUAUUCAAAGGUUUAUAUUAUUCAUACGAUAUCACUGAAAUAACAAUUACAAUUGGUGAUAAAUCUUGUGAUGUAACUGAUUCAACAUUUUAUCAAAUCACAUGUACUUUAACAACAUAUCCAAAUCAACUGAAUAAUGUAUCAGGCACACUCAAAGUAGAUCAAUUACAAACAACAUUCAAUUUAAAUUUAGAUAACAACGAUGGUAAUGAAGUAUUCAACAACUAUACAUCAUGUCCAGACAACUGUGAAUCAUAUAAUGGUAAUAUAUGCAACUAUAAUACUGGUAUUUGUGAAUGCUCUGAUGUAAUCGUAUAUCAAAAUGGAAUCACAUGGAAAUCAUUCAACUUUUUUGUAUACCAAUCAAAACAACAAACAUGUUUAAACAACUGUAUCGAUACUAACCAUGGUAUUUGUAAUACAUCAAAUGGUAUUUGCGAAUGUAAAUCAGGAUGGACUGGAUUCGAUUGUAUAUUCAACAGCUAUACAUCAUGUCCAGACAACUGUGAAUCAUAUAAUGGUAAUAUAUGCAACUAUAAUACUGGUAUUUGUGAAUGCCCCAAAGACUGGACCGGUGAAAACUGUUAUACUCCAAAGCAUUAUGUAUCAUCAAUUACACCAACAUACGAAGAUGGUGGAUUAGUAACAAUGAAUGGAUGGCUCGGCGAUAUUCAUCAAAAUUUAAAAGUAACAAUCGGUAAUCAAGAAUGUAAAAUAGAUACAAUAUCAUCAAAUACAAUCACAUGCAACAUUGGAGCAGGUACAGGUAAAAAAGAUGUAAUCGUAUAUCAAAAUGGAAUCACAUGGAAAUCAUUCAACUUUUUUGUAUACCAAUCAAAACAACAAACAUGUUUAAACAACUGUAUCGAUACUAACCAUGGUAUUUGUAAUACAUCAAAUGGUAUUUGCGAAUGUAAAUCAGGAUGGACUGGAUUCGAUUGUAGUUCACCUUCAAAUAACAACAACAAUAACAAUGGUAAUACCAACAGUACAGUUAAUCCAGACGGUUCAACAACAAUUAAUAACGAUCAAACAACAUACAAUAUAUUAAUCACAUCAUUAUUAGAACUCGAUAUCAACAGUGACACAGUUAAACAAUAUCCACUUCAAAAUAAUUGGAAUGUUACAUCAAAUGAUAAAAACGGAUCAAAUGUAACAUUCACACAAAUAUUAAAUGAAACUGAAUGUCAAAUCGUAUUAUCAAUUCAAGAAAUAGAAAAUGAUAUUCAAUAUUCAUUUGCAGGUUUAGAAUUCAAAUUAGAUAAAGGUUCAAUUAAAGUAUCAGUAUCAAUUCACAAUUACAACUAUCAAAGUCCACUCAAUACAUUACAAUUACAAAUGAUAUCAAAUGUAUCAGAUACAACAUCGAACGAUUGUAACAGUAAAUCAGCAUCAACUUCAACAUCAAUAUUAGAUAAUCAAACAUUAAACUAUAUAUCGAUCAACAAAGACAACAAGAUUCUAUAUGGUAGAUUUAUAAACAGAGCAAUAUCAGAUGGACACACUACAUUAAUCACCACAUCAUUAGUAUCGAGUCAAAACGAAUCAAUAACCAUUGGUAUUAACAUUCCACAUUGCAGAACAUCAUGCUAUAUCGAUCCUGACUUUUCAGUAUUGAUUAAUUCCAAUUUCAAAUCAAACUGUGACGAAUCCAAAAACCAUACUACUCUAAUUGCAGUUCUUAUAAGCUGUAUUGGUGCAGCUGUUAUUAUCAUUUUAGCAGGAGCUUAUUAUUUAUUAUAUAAAAAAAGUACCAAAACUAAAAUUAUAGUUUUUAAACUUAAAAAAAAAAUUAAAAUGGCUAAAUAA